Penicillium roqueforti is the source of this 1020-nucleotide messenger RNA. RefSeq names its product putative S-adenosylmethionine-dependent methyltransferase. NCBI's taxonomy places the organism in Eukaryota, Fungi, Ascomycota, Eurotiomycetes, Eurotiales, Aspergillaceae. Gene Ontology annotation, cellular component: cytoplasm. Gene Ontology annotation, molecular function: protein-lysine N-methyltransferase activity. Gene Ontology annotation, biological process: peptidyl-lysine dimethylation; peptidyl-lysine monomethylation. The transcript has 2 exons. The record is from RefSeq and is a predicted model, not a curated record. Bases 1 to 1020 code for a protein of 339 amino acids.
AUGGCUGAAGAAUCCCAUCCGGCAUACCUCUCACCCAGCGAGCUAGGCACAAAAGACUACUGGGAAUCCUACUACGCCCGCACCCUAGCGCACAUCUCACACGAAGCUCCAAAGAACAACCCCAAUGCCAAUGCCAACCCAGACCAAAAUGACGACGAUGCCGCAUCUACCACCUCCGACCUAAACGAAGAAGACGACCCCGGCACAUCCUGGUUCUCCGAACACAACGCCCCGCAAAAAGUUCUCCGCUUCCUCACGCGCAAGUCCUUCCCCCUAUCGCCGCGCAAUACAGCGCACAAGAAAGGCGCCCGCCAGCCAAGCGUUCUGGAUCUGGGCACGGGGAAUGGGAGUAUGCUUGCGCUGCUUAGGAAGAGGGGUGGGUAUAUUGGGCGUCUUGUUGGCGUUGAUUACUCGCGCCAGAGUGUUGAGCUUGCGAGGGAGUUGCAGCGUGUGAGAGGGCAUUCGGCUUAUCGGAGUGACUCUGAGGAUGAGGAUGAAUCUGAAUCUGAUGAUGAAGAGGAAGAAGAAGCAGAGGCUGAGGCUGAGGAAGAUACUGGAUCUAAGGACUUGCCGGGACAAGAUACAUCCAUCCAGUUCGAGGAAUGGGAUAUCCUCGGCUCGAAGGCUGUUCUUUCUGAGACGGGUCUCGAGGUAUCACCCUCGUCCUCGUCUCCCUCGGAGGAAACACUUCCCUGGUUUCCAUACGAUCAAGGCGGCUUUGAUAUCGUUCUCGAUAAGGGGACGUUCGAUGCUGUUUCGCUUGCUGAUGAUGCGAAGACUACCCGUGUCUGUGAGAGGUACCCUGAUAUCGCGCGGCACUUAGUGCGGCGCGGUGGGUUCUUGAUUGUUACUACCUGCAACUGGACUGAGGAAGAGCUGGUGCACUGGUUCACUGGUGAGCGGACGAGUGGGGAUCGGUUGGUGGUUUGGGGCCGUGUUGAGUAUCCUCGGUUCCGGUUUGGAGGACAUGAGGGCCAGGGGGUUUGUACGGUGUGUUUCCAGAGGCUUGGGGACGCUUGA